This is a messenger RNA of Tinamus guttatus (white-throated tinamou), 1744 nucleotides long. The record is from RefSeq and is a predicted model, not a curated record. Lineage: Eukaryota; Metazoa; Chordata; Aves; Tinamiformes; Tinamidae.
AUUUUAAUACAUCACCAAAAUGAGUGAAAGGAGGGACCAAGGUGAUCCAGCAGAUGUGGAAGAUAUAACAGAAAGUGUAGAGUAUGAGGAUGACUUUGAAAAAGACCUUGAGUGGCUAAUUAAUGAAGAAGAAAAAGAAAACCCUGGUGAAAGAGAGAAUCCUGAACAAAAUGCAGAGGAUAUUGACACAAUUACUGAUAAAGUUGUGGAAGACUUUGAGGAUGAGGAAAACAGUGAGGAAAGAGAAGAAAAUACAGAUAAGCAUUCUGGGGCAAAUGUAGAUGUGAAAGUGAGUCUGCCCAGUGAAGAACCUUUGAUAUCCGCGUCUGAUGCUAAAGAGGGGGACCAUGUAUCUGACUCUGAUAGUGAGUGCUCUAUCGAGGAGUCCAAGCUCGAAGAUGAAAAGGACCUAGAUGAGGAAGAGGAUGAAGAAAUAAAGCGCUACAUCUUGGAAAAGAUUGAAGAAGCCAACAAACUGCUGGAGAAUCAGGCUCCUGUGGAUGAGAAUAGAGAACGGAAAUUAAAAUUUAAGGACACAUUAGUAGAUCUUGAGGUUCCUCCUCUAGAAGACACAGAUGUUUAUAAAGCUGAUCUUGCAGGAGGAGAUGAUGUUUCAAAUAGGCUAUCUCAGCUGCAUAUUUCUAAUGAUAUGGGAAAGGAAAGCACAUUGCUUUCACUAGAUACUGGCAAGGAUGAGGAACAGAAGGAUGGGAAGAUCUUAGUGGAAAAAGAUGGAAAGUUCGAACUCUUGAGUUUACGUGAUAUUGAAAGCCAGGGCUUUUUGCCCCCAAUCAGUGUUUCUUUCACUGAUAUUGAGACUCAACAUAUGUCUCCCAAAUCUUCACACCACAGUUCUUGUAGCACUGUUGCUCGAAUGAAGGAAGCGCCUCCUGUAGUAGGAGCAGGAGUACAGUCUUCCUCUGCUGCUGAAGAGGAGUGUGUGUACUUCCCUAAGCCUCCUUCUAAGCCUAAAUGUCGUCCAAAUUCUGCCAUCAGUGCUGCGAGAAAUCUGGGAAAACGGAAGACUCCCCAGAGAGCGCAGUCUGCAAACGCACCUGCAAGAAAUUCCACUUACUGCCUUUCUCCCAGGCAAAAAGAGCUGCGGAAGCAGCUAGAGCAAAGGAAGGAGAAACUGAGGAAAGAGGAAGAAGAACGGAAAAGAGAACAAGAAGAACAGAAGAAAAGAGAGAACGAGAUGGUUUUUAGAGCUUGGUUACAGAAGAAGAAAGAACAAGUACAAGAAGAAAAGCGCAUUCGACGUGCAAAGGAACUAGAAGACUUGAACAGCAAAGAGAGUAGCAGGAAUCCAGAAGAAGCCUUCAAGUUAUGGCUGAAAAAGAAGCACCGAGAACGUAUAAAAGAAAAACAGAUAGAAAUUUUGAGACGCCAAGCGGAGGGCAUGACCUUUUUUCCAAGAACAGAGGAAUGCAACAGAGCCUUUAAAGAAUGGCUAAAAAGAAAGAGAGAAGAAAAACGAGCCGAAGAGCUGGCAGCUAAAGAGCGAGUAAGGCAGCUCAGGUUAGAAGCCCGAAGAGCGAAACAGCUGCAGAACAUCCGCUGCAUUAGUUCAGAACCUAAAUCCUUUCGCUUCACAGACCAUUACAGCUGAAGGUUUGAUGUAACCACAGACUUUGUGGCAACUUUUUUACUUCUUAGGGCUUGAGCUUUUGCUCUUUACAACUACUGCCCUUUUGUGGUAUUUUAAAGCUUUUAAGCAAGUUAAUAAUUCUUUUCACUGACAAUG